AUGAUCUACCCGGAGGCCACCGAGCCCGGGGCCCUGGCCGUCGCCUCGUCGGCCGACCUGCUGGCGGAAUUUGACGAUGAGUUUGAGGAUCUGGCUUCCCUGCUACCGGGGUUCCCCUUCAGCCUGCCUCCAGGGGCCGGGGACACCAUGCGCCGGCAGGCGGCCGCCGCCAUGGCGGCGGCCACGGGAACACCGCCUCCGGCGGACCCCGCCCCGGCCUCGGUGCCGGGGUCGCAGCAGUCGGCCAGCGAGUAUGCCCAUGCGCUGUCGACACUCAUGCUGCGUGACAUCACCGAGAGCCGGGCCCUGCUGCUUCGGCCGCCGGCCAUGGCCGCCGAGGCGGCGCUCGCCCUGCUCCGGGAACAGGGCCGCUCCGGGCCAGCGGCCGCCGGCGACACAUGCAUCUUCCAGCAGCUGGCCGAGCGCUUCCAGGACCUGUAUCCACACCGGCCGGGCUCGCCGCCGGCCGAUGACCAAAUCGCUCGCCUGCCCCAACGAGCAUGCACCCUCCCGGUGGCCGGGACCCCCUCCCCCAGCCAGGGCCGGACCGAUGCCGGGGCGUUUGCCGACCGGCUGGGGUACCUGCGCUAUGUGCCGCUCGGGUCCUUCGACCUGUCCAAAACCUGUCUCCACAACCGGGCUCUCUGUCUGCUGGAUCGCGUGCUGGCCCUUUUGGCGCUCCUCUCCACCGGACGCCAGACCCACGAGUGGCACUUCCACUCGCGGGCCUGGGUGCCGGAUCUGCUGCUCGACAAACCCCCCUCGCGGGACAUCUUUCACAACUCCGAGGAUCAUCUGCUGGCCUUUGGCAUCGCGCGCCUGGGGUGCUCUUUCUCGGCCUCCCAGGCGGCGGCCUCCUCCCUGCGCAGCCUGUAUGCCCCCUCGCGGACCAUGAACCAACUGAACAGCCGGAUGAAGAAUGUCCGCGCACGGGUGUCGCGACUGAUCCGGGCGCACCAUGGGUCGGCCACAUCCGGCCCGCUGGCCGUUCAGUCGGGCGAGUGGGCCCUCUUCCGCAUCGACCGUGCCCUGAAGGAUUCCGUCCUGGCCCCGUCGGAGGACUCGCUUGAGUGGGCCCACUGCCCGGCGAGCGGGUCCUGCCCUGCGCCUGGGGCCCAUUCGGCCGCCACCUUCCAGCACCCGGGCUUUCCGGGGGUCAUCUUGCCGAGUCCCCUGACCUCCUCCAGCAGGGCGGCCCUGGCCCGGCACCUGCGCAUUCUCAAAAGCUUCCAGGCCAAGUCCCUGGUGCGCAAGGUCUUGCGCCCGAGGGGCCCCCGGCGGCGGGGCCGGCAUCGGGCCUCGCUGCGGGCACACUCUGGGAAUGGCUCAGGCCCGGGUUCCGAAUCGGAAUCCGGAUCCGAAUCUGGGUCCGAGUGCGAGCCCGAACCCGGGCCCGAGUCCGCGUCCGAGUCCGAGCCCGAGUCCGGGUCGGAAGCCGAGUCCAGAGCCGGCUCCGGACCCGAGUCCGGGGCACAUGUGGACGGCCCGGGGGCAGAUCCGCAACCACCGGGCCCGCCUCCGGCCCGGGGACCCCCUCCCCCGGCCCCCAGGCCCCGGCGAGGGGGGCGGCCAGCCAGCUCGCCGGAGCCCGGGCCAUCUUCCGGCACGGAGAGCGGCGCCUCCGAGGAUGCGACGCAUUUGACCACGGCCGCCCUGCUGGCGGCACACGAUUUGGCCAGCUCGGACUCCGAGACGGAUGCUAGCCCCUCUUUGUCGGACGACGAGCGGGCCGGCCGGCCGGCCGGCGCGUCGCCCAUCCCCCGGCCGGCCAGCGACCACUCGGCCAGCGACCACCCGCCGGCCAGCGACCGGCUCGCCAGCUCAAGCGACUACUUCAGUGACUUCGAGGAGGGCCACAUGUUUGAGGACUACUCGCCGGCACGGGUGCCCGGUCGCUUUGCCGCCAGCCCGCGCUUUCACACGCCGCAGGGCCGGUCCGCCGGCCGGCUAGCCGGCUCUCGCUCGGGCUCCGGCAGCAUCGCUCGGCGAACGCGCAGCCGCAUCGCGCAGGAGGCCGAGCGCCGCGCGGCCAUUGCUUCGGGCGAAUUACUGGAUGCGAAACCCGGCUGGUAUCUGCCGAUUCUCCUGGGCAGUACGUGGCUUCCCCCAUGUCAACUACCUGGCACUGGAGGCCCACCACGACCGAUCGCACAUGCUUCCCUUGCUCCUGCCGGUGCCGCUGCCACUGCCGCUAUUGACGCUGCUCCCGCUGCUGCUGCUGCCCCUGUCGCCGCUGCCGCUGCUGCCGCUGCUGCUAUUGUUGACGCUGCCGCUGCCGCUACCGCCGCUGCCGCCGCUCCCGCUACCGCCGCUGCCGCCACUGCUCCCGCUGCCGCCGCUGCCGCCACUGCUCCCGCUGCCGCCGCUGCCGCCACUGCUCCCGCUGCCGCCGCUGCCGCCUCACCGACAGCCACUCCAACUGACGGGGUCGUGUCGGGAAUGGCUCCCACCGCGGCAGCGGCCCCCACCGCGGCAUCGCCCUCUCACGCAUCACCUUCACAUCAAAUGCGCAGCUCCCCGGCCACUGGCACCGGAGCACGCACCAGCCCCGACCGCGCCGGCGUCUCGCCCCAUGCCCUGGGGGUGUCGCCGCGAAGCCCGGUCUUGGCGCCGCUGCACCUCGGGCCGAGGGGCCGGUCUCCCGGCCUCGGGUCCGCUUCGGAGGCGGACCCCGGCCCGCCGCCUGACGCCGACAGCCCCCAAACCGGCAGGGCAUACCCGGCGGCCAAACGGCCGCGCUUACAUCCUGGCGGCAGCCCGGCUGGCGGGCCCCUGCCCGAAUCGCACCUUCUUCAGCCGACGCGCUGGUCCCCGAGGCCGGGGUCCCCUUUGCCGGGGGCGCUUCUCCCUCUGCCAGGGCUGGAUCUCUCGUCCUCCUCCUCCUCCUCCUCCUCCUCCUCCCGGCCGGCUGGGCCAGCGGGUGCCCCGGCCCCGGCCCCGGCCCGUGUGCCGAAGCGCUUCUUGGUGUCGGCGCGCGAGUCGCUGGCCAUUCGCGUGGCCGAUGUGUAUCAGCCCCCCCGGGGCCCGGUGCAUGCCGGCGUCCAGGCCGAUGCCCGGCAGGCCGCCACCGGGGGGGCGUCCCUGCCGGAUGGCGACACCCGCCGGUACGCGUAUGGCGCCGCUUCGGCGGCCACGCCCGCGGCCCGGGAGCCGCCGCUUGUCACGCCGGACAUCUUCGAUCGCGACUCUCUCGGGCGCCUGGAGCGCCAGAUGGCCACAUAUUGGGUUCCGCCGGUGCUCCUGAUCCAGGUGUUCCUCAGCCGCGAGACAGCCUCCUUCGAGAAGCGCCGUGCAUCGCGGCAGGGCCGGCUCCGGGCGCCAGCAGCCACGCCGGUGGCGGCGGCCGCCGCCGCCGCCGCCGCCCCCCGUGCCAUGACCACGGCCCCGAGCCCUGGCGAGUCCCGAAUGUCGGACUCGGCCGCUGCCACCCCCGCCGCUGCCGCUGCCUCGCAGCCACCGGGGUCCCCGGAUGCUGGACCAUCCGCCGCCCCGAGGGCGGGAUCACCGCCUGGCACUCCGACCGCCACGGGCCAAUCGCGCGACCCUCUCUCCGAGAGUCUGGACCAGAUCUUCGAGCAUGGUGUCCUUUCGUCAUCGUCCUGCUCGUCGGCAGCCCCCUCGUCGCCGGAAUCGGACAUGGAGUCCGAGCCCGAGCCCGAGCCCGAGCCCGAGCCCGAGCCGGAUCUCCCCGCUGACCUUGACUGGAAUAAGGAUCUCGACCGCUCGCUCCUGCAACUGGUGCGCCCGGCGCUGGUGGCCGCGUCCCAAAACCCCACGGCAUCCAUCGAUGCCUGCCUCGACCGGCUGGACUGGGUCAUGGUAGUGGCGGGGAUGCGCGCGGCCGCCGGGCGCCCGGUCGGCCGGGAUGCCCUGCAGCGGCGCGCCGGCUUCCUGCUGGCCUCGCUGCUGGCCGCCCUGCGGUCGGGAGGCUGA
This is a messenger RNA of Fonticula alba, 3933 nucleotides long. RefSeq lists its product as hypothetical. Bases 1 to 3933 code for a protein of 1310 amino acids. The record is from RefSeq and is a predicted model, not a curated record. NCBI's taxonomy places the organism in Eukaryota, Rotosphaerida, Fonticulaceae. The transcript has 10 exons.